AUCAUUAAUGUGUACGAUCAGAAGUAUGAGAGCGGUGCAUCAUUUUGGCCAGAUGUCAAUCGUCGUAUACUUAUAGGUUUGGGAAUAUCCCAGCUUCUGUUAAUCGGUCUCUUGAGCACCAAAGAUACUGCCAAAUCAACUCCAUUGCUGAUAGUACUUAUAGUUUUGACAAUCUGGUUCCAUAAACUUUGCAAGGGCAGAUUUGAGUCUGUCUUUGUCAAAUUCCCCUUGGAGGAUGCAGUGGUGAAGGAUACAGUAGAACGGACAACCGAACCAAACUUUAAUUUGAAAGAAUAUCUCCGCGAUGCUUAUUUGCACCCUGUGCUCAAAAUGGUCGAAUUUGAAGUACCAAAAGAAAUUGAUGAGGAGAAUAAUCCACUUGUUGCUACCAAGAGGACUACCCAAAGGAGUAGUAAGACUGUUUCUAAUGGCACUGCUGAAGAUGGUCUCUGAGGCAGGGGUUGUAGAGUAAUUAUUUCGUCAUAAAAAGUAGUUAAGAAUUACAGUUAAAGUGUUCAUUUGUUUUAUUUCUUACUACUAGAGGCCUUCUAUAUCAGAAUGUCAAAAACAAGGAAGGUUAAAGGUGGCAGUAAAAAUGUAAUGUGCUACUACAUAUGAUCAAAAUGUCCAGAAUGUCAUUUGCUGGCUGCUUAAACUCGCAAA
This is a messenger RNA of Nicotiana tabacum (common tobacco), 663 nucleotides long. Lineage: Eukaryota; Viridiplantae; Streptophyta; Magnoliopsida; Solanales; Solanaceae. The record is from RefSeq and is a predicted model, not a curated record.